This is a messenger RNA of Mastomys coucha (southern multimammate mouse), 4716 nucleotides long. It is a transcript of the gene Kbtbd12, whose product is annotated as kelch repeat and BTB domain containing 12. The coding region runs from base 283 to 2160 and encodes 625 amino acids. Gene Ontology annotation, molecular function: protein binding. Lineage: Eukaryota; Metazoa; Chordata; Mammalia; Rodentia; Muridae. The record is from RefSeq and is a predicted model, not a curated record. The transcript has 6 exons.
GACGCCGCCUGUCCCCCUGCACCCCUCUCGCUCAGUCUAUUUAUAGCGCUCGUCCGCACCGGCCCAUUUCGGGUAGUGUGGUCAGCUUGCCCUGCCGCGCCCUUGCUACCCCGCGCCGUGCCUAGUCACGGUGCCAUGGCGGCGGAGCGAGCGGGGCCGGGCAGCAGCCAGAAUGUUUCAUGGCAUCUCCAUUGAUUUGUGAGUAAUCAGAAAUGCAAAUGACUCCUCAGGAAUCAAGCUAAGCCCAAAGAAACCUUACUUACCAAUUUCAAGGAGUGCAUCAUGGAGUGCAAGACUAAGGGAAAACACCAGCAUAGCUUGAACUUGCUAGAUAAAAUUAAGACUAUGAGAGAGUUAGAAGAAAUGAUUGACGUAGUGCUCAUAGCAGAAGAGGAGAAAUUUCCUUGCCACCGACUGGUCCUCACUGCCUUUAGUCCUUAUUUCAAGGCUAUGUUCACCUGCGGGCUACUCGAGUGCACUCAGAGGGAGGUCAUACUCUAUGACAUCACAGCGGAAAGUGUGUCAGUGAUCCUAAACUACAUGUACAGUGCUGUUCUGGAGAUCAAUAAUGCCAACGUACAGACCGUAGCAAUGGCCGCCUAUUUUAUGCAGUUGGAAGAAGUCUUUAGUGUGUGUCAAAACUAUAUGAUGGACCACAUGGAUGCCUCCAACUGCAUAGGAAUUUAUUACUUUGCAAAACAAAUUGGAGCAGAAGAUUUAUCUGAUCAGUCGAAGAAGUAUUUAUAUCAGCACUUCGCCGAGGUAAGCCUUCAUGGAGAAAUACUAGAUAUCGAAGCUCACCAGCUUCUGGCACUCAUUAAGUCUGAUGAUCUGAAUAUAUCCAGAGAAGAGAGCAUUCUGGACUUGGUUCUGAGAUGGGUAAAUCAUAACCAAGCUUUGCGCACAGAGCAUCUCGUUGAGCUUUUGAAGCAAGUCAGAUUGGAACUUAUCAAUGCUUCCUUUCUAAGACAGGCCCUCAGAAGGAACACGAUGCUCCUUUGUGAUGGCAGUUGCAUUGAUAUAAUCCAGAAUGCGUUCAAAGCCAUCAAAACACCCCAGCAGCACUCCUCUAACCUUCGCUAUGGCAUGGAGACCACCAGCCUACUGCUUUGCAUUGGGAACAAUUCUUCUGGAAUCAGAUCACGGCACAGAAGCUAUGGGGAGGCCAGUUUUUGUUAUGACCCCGUGUCACAGAAGACCUAUUUUAUCUCAUCGCCCAAGUAUGGGGAGGGUUUGGGGACAGUGUGCACAGGGGUAGUCAUGGAGAACAAUACUGUGAUUGUGGCUGGAGAAGCCACUGCCACUAGGCUUUCCAGGCAAAAGAGCAAGAAUAUUGAAAUCUAUAGGUAUCAUGAUAGAGGAAACCAGUUUUGGGAGAAGUUAUGCACAGCUGAAUUUCGAGAGCUCUAUGCUCUGGGCAGCAUCCAUAAUGACCUCUAUGUCAUAGGAGGACAGAUGAAAAUUAAAAACCAGUACCUCAUAACAAACUGUGUUGAUAAGUACUCUGUAGAUGAAGACAACUGGAAACGAGUAUCCCCCCUCCCACUGCAGUUGGCUUGUCAUGCUGUGGUGACAGUGAACAAUAAACUGUAUGUCAUCGGAGGCUGGACCCCUCAGAUGGAUCUUCCUGAUGAAGAGCCUGAUCGAUUAAGCAACAAACUGUUGCAGUAUGACCCCAGCCAAGAUCAAUGGAGAGAGCGGGCACCCAUGCAGUACUCUAAGUACCGAUUCAGUGCAGCCGUCGUCAACAGUGAGAUCUAUGUUCUGGGUGGAAUUGGCUGUGUGGGCCGGGACAAGGGACAAGUUCGGAAAUGCCUUGAUGUGGUGGAGAUCUAUAACCCCGAUGGGGACUUCUGGAGGGAAGGCCCACCUAUGCCAAGUCCCCUCCUCUCACUGCGAACCAACUCCACCAGUGCUGGGGCCGUGGAUGGGAAGCUCUAUGUCUGCGGUGGAUUUCAUGGAGCAGAUCGCCAUGAGGUUAUCUCCAAAGAGAUUCUGGAGCUGGACCCUUGGGAGAACCAGUGGAAUGUUGCAGCCAUCAAUGUCCUCAUGCACGACAGCUAUGACGUCUGCCUGGUAGCUAGGAUGAACCCCCGAGACCUCAUCCCACCGCCCUCAGAUCUGAUCGAGGAAGAUGAUGACCGCAGAGGGCAAAGAUGAGGAACUCGAAGCUAGAGGAGCUACGGCGAGAGGAGCCGUGGCCUGGCAGCCAUGCUUGAGCUGCUCAGAAUGCAAAACGCAGCAUACUGUGUGGCGCUGACAUUCUCAUUGCAUGCAUAGUGGCCCCUAUGUAAAGUGGCAUUGAGCAGUGGCAGGGGUGGGGGGGUCGGGGUCUUCCCUCAGGGACAUCUCAGUCUGGUAAAGUAGAUAUGGCAGAGCAGGGCAGACAGUGAGGAUUCAUCGGGGUAGGACAGAGUGCAGAGGAGGCAGCACCCUGCUCUGCUUGGGACUCAAGUACUGCCAAGCAGUCCCUUGAGUGCUUUUAAUGACGAGGUUGUGGGAAAGGACAGUCAAAGGUUCUCAAGAAGGAAAGCUGCUGCAUCUCUGUGGCAUCUAGUCCAGCCUGGCCACACUGCUUGCACACAGGAUUUGCCGCUGAAAGGUUAUAACUAGGUGGCCAAUGUCUGAAAUAGGAAGGUGCAUAGGCCUGGGCCUGAGUAGAAGAGCCAUCUCUCUUGGGGCUUUGCUCCAGCUCAGUCUGUCUGUUAGAACUCCCCUGAACGACAUACAGCAGCAGUGCCCACUGUGGCCCUGCCUGUGGCCAAAUGUUCAUGCCUGGAACCCUGUUGCCAUGGGCCAUGGUGAGAAGAUCAUUCCUGGACCCAGAGGGGGGCCCCUUGGGCUUAAUACUGACUGAUAGACUGAGCUUGCUCUCAGCUGUACUGGACCUUCCUUGGAUGGAGCUGAAUGCAGCAUGUCUAAACACAGGAACCCAGAGUAGGGUCGGAAUGAGGAGGGAAGAGGAGUAAUUGGCUACCUGCCGCCUCCUUCAGAUCCCAGCCCAGGCUGGGAGGUAGACGGGGAGCUUACUCCAGCCCAAGCAUCAUGCACUGAGCCCUCCCCAGAUAUAUUAGGGGUAUCUGCAAUUCAUAUUUCUGGAUGCACAGCAGAUCCAUUUACGUGGCUGUUCUCUAACGUCACAAAAGCUCCUAUGUAAGCAGUAUGGAUACCCUGGGAUCUUCCCAGAGGCCAGCAGACCCUGCACGGAGACAGCUCUUUAUCAAUGUGCACUCUCCAAGUUCCAAUCUCUCUGACAGGAGAGGGGAGCUCAAUCAAACUGGAGCCGCUGACACCAAGGUGUUCUGCCCCCUGUCCCUGCACAGGUAUGCCCCCAGAAAGCUACACUCUUAGAGGCAGGAGCCACAUCUGUCUCUCUGAGGUUACCCCCUGAGUCCCUAUCACAGUAUCUGGCACAUGGAUGGAAUUUCAGGUGACUGAAAUAAGUAACAUUUCUAAGCCAGGAUCUUGGCCUCUGAGCUUGUCUGGGACUUUGAGUUUCAAUAUCCUCCUUGUGCCUCCCCCCAGUGGAGGGUGCUAAUGUGAGGGUUCCUUUUCUCAGGGCAAAUCAGAGCUGCUCCAGAUAGGCUGGGCAGAAGCUCUAUAGGGAGGGUCUCUGUCCCCUGAGUCCCCUCCAGAAUCUCUGUUCCCGUUCACCUACCCGAGCAUACUUGUCACCUGGGUCAUGGACUGCAGUGUAUCUUCUGAAUGCACAGCCAGGGCCACGGCAGAGCUUUCCAGAUCUUACCUUCCUCAUAUGCAGAAUGGGAAGGGAAACCCCACAUUCUUUACGAAGUUGGUAUAUGGACUGAGUGUGAAAACACUGGACGCAAUGUGUUAAACAGGUUUUAACUGCCGGCUGUGUUACUGAUCAGUCCUUCCUGGGACAAAGUGUAGAACAGAACCCUGGACCUUAGGGAAUCUCACAUCUCAGGGAGAGAUGUGAUGGUUUAAGGUGGUUCUAAUUUCCCCUGUGCUUGGUUCCUUCGGUGGUGAAUCCCUUGGGACUGUAGGCCCUUAAGAUCAUCAGCAGAUGCCUCUGAGGCAUUACCUGGUAGUGAGUACCAUCCUAGGCUAGGACACCACUGAUGUCUAUGCUAGGGUGUAUUGGAAGGGAACUUCCUAGGGAAUGCUAAGGGAGGACAAAGGAGAGUGGCUGGUCACCCUGGAGCAGACAUGCCCUAGAGCUGCUUCAGCAGCGGACAGGAGGCAGGAGCUGGGAGGAUUCUCAGGCUUAUCCCCAGCAGGUCCAUCCAAGGUCUCAGAUGCUUGAUAUGAAUUCCCUUCUACAUCCAGAACCCAGAGUCCAAGCUCACUAGCUCUGGGGCUCACUUUCAGCUCUGGGGCUUCUUGUCUGCCUUUCCUAUUUGUGAUUCAAACUGACCUGUGCUGCCCUCCUGGAGAACUAUUGUUAGAGAUUCCAUUUGGACAGACCUUCCUGCCACCCGUCACUGGCAUUGAAGGUGUUCUGACACUCGGGAAGGCCUCUUAGAAAUGUCUACUAUUGGGGCUUCUUAUCUUUGUGACUCAGGAUUGCUGGACGCCUAGUAAGAAAACACAAUGGGGAAGCAAUUUGGAUGCUUGGCUGAUAAAGGACUGCAGCUGUCAGCCAUCCUGACUCAGUUUGUGCUCAGCAAGAGGCGGCAUUGUUCUCAGGCUGACUUUAUAAUGAGGAGAUGCUCUGAGUGCAGACUUAUAAAAUACAUUUUUGCUAAUGAA